Molecule: messenger RNA, 1593 nt
Organism: Scheffersomyces stipitis CBS 6054
Lineage: Eukaryota; Fungi; Ascomycota; Pichiomycetes; Serinales; Debaryomycetaceae
Gene: GIT3
Product: glycerophosphoinositol permease
Exons: 1
Coding region: 1-1593 (530 amino acids)
Biological process (GO): carboxylic acid transport; transmembrane transport
Cellular component (GO): plasma membrane
Molecular function (GO): carboxylic acid transmembrane transporter activity
Source: RefSeq, a predicted model, not a curated record
AUGGCUUCUAGAGAUUUGCCUCGCUCUGUCAGCGACCUUUUCCUUGGUUGGACCAGACACUUGGGCAAUGAAAUCACUUUGAACAAGUCUAAACAGCAAUUGUUCGACGAUGACAUGCAACCAGAUGGAGCUGAAAAAGAAAAGGACGUCAAGGCAAGAAACUUAUGGCCAGCCUUCUGUUCUGGUGCCGGUCUCUUUUCCGAUGGUUAUGUUAACAAUUCGAUCGGUACGGUGUCUUAUGCCUUAAGCAGGCUCUACGAGGAUGAGUAUGAAAAUUCUACUGCUAUAUCCAACGUUGGGUCAAUUGCCUUCGCUGGUACGGUGGUUGGACAAUUGGGAUUUGGAUACAUAUCUGACAGAAUAGCCAGAAAAGGAGGAAUGAUGAUUGCCAACGUCAUGUUGAUCAUUUUUGCUCUCUUGUGUGCUGUUGCUACUUGGGGUAAAAAUCCGCAAGGAUUGUUUGCUGCCCUCACUGUAUUCCGUUUCUUCUUGGGUAUAGCUAUCGGAGCUGAGUAUCCUACGGCUUCUGUUAUUGCCUCAGAGUUCGCCAACCAAUUGCCAGCCGGAAAGAGAAACAGAUACUUCGUGUGGUUCACCAAUUCCAUGAUCGACUUUGGAUUUGUUGUUUCAGCAUUCGUUCCUUUGGUACUCUUGUGGAUCUUCUCCGACAGACAUUUAAGGGUCAUCUGGAGAUUGACCCUUGGUUUAGGUGCCAUUCCUCCUUUUGCCCUUUUCUUCAUGAGAUUGAAAAUUGCCGACUCCGAGUCGUUUCAGAAGUUGAAUAUGAAGAAGGUCAAGAAGUACCCUUACUGGUUGAUCAUCAAGUUCUACUGGUUCAGAUUGAGCGUUAUCUCGUUGAUCUGGUUCAUCUACGAUGUGUCGGCCUACUCAUUCAGUAUCUACUCCAAUUUCAUGAUUGGCCGCAUUACUGACGGCGAUAUCUAUAAGACUUGGGGUUGGAACGUUGUGUUCAACUUGUUCUACAUGCCUGGUUCCUUCUUGGGUGCCAUUGCAGCCGAUUAUAUUGGUCCUAGAUUAACGUUAGCACUUGGUGUAGGCUUGCAGGGUAUCAUUGGUUUCAUCAUGGCUGCCUGUUACCCAAGCUUGAAACAUCAUGUUGGUGCUUUCGUAGUAGUUUACGGUAUCUUCUCCACUUUGGGUGAAUUCGGUCCUGGUGAUAACAUCGGUUUGUUAGCCUCCAAGACUAGCGCCACUCCUAUCAGAGGUCAAUACUAUGGUAUAGCUGCCGCAGUGGGCAAAAUUGGUGCUUUUGUAGGUGUCUAUAUUUUCCCAGUUAUCAUUAGGAAUGCUGGUGGAAAAGACACAGACAGUGGUAACCAGGCACCAUUUUAUGUUUCUUCAGCCUUGUGUAUAUUCUCUGCUAUCUUGGCACUUUUCUUCUGUCCCUCUGUCGGCCAGGAUGCCAUUAACAAGGAAGAUGAAGACUUUGUCGCUUACCUUCGGAAGAAUGGUUACGAUGUCGGCCAAUUGGGUGCUGGAGCCUUGGAGGAAACAUCGUUUGAGGAGGUUGAAUAUGACGACAAGACAAAGAAGUCAUCCGAAGUCGUCAGAGUCCAGGAAAAGAGCUAUUAG